This is a messenger RNA of Mercenaria mercenaria, 10453 nucleotides long. RefSeq names its product endoplasmic reticulum-Golgi intermediate compartment protein 3-like. Bases 608 to 1711 code for a protein of 367 amino acids. The transcript is spliced from 12 exons. NCBI's taxonomy places the organism in Eukaryota, Metazoa, Mollusca, Bivalvia, Venerida, Veneridae. Gene Ontology annotation, cellular component: endoplasmic reticulum membrane; endoplasmic reticulum; Golgi membrane. Gene Ontology annotation, biological process: retrograde vesicle-mediated transport, Golgi to endoplasmic reticulum; endoplasmic reticulum to Golgi vesicle-mediated transport. The record is from RefSeq and is a predicted model, not a curated record.
AUGACUUUCUAGCAUGAUCGUCUCAUGAAUUGCUUGAUGGAUCUUCAUCAUUAUAAAGGUUUCUCUUUAUUUAAAAAUAUUAAAACCGCUAAACAAUGGAUCUUCGUCAAAUUUAAAAUAGUCUGUAGAACUCUUAUAAAAUCCUCUAUUAAAUUUCUUCAAAUAGGGGUACUUUGCCCUUUAUGGCAACCACUUUAGCUAUAAAUAGAAAUACCAAGUUUGUGGUAGAUCUUCAUCAGAUUUGGCCUGUAGCAUCCUAGUAAGGACCUCUAACAUUUGUUCACAUUUUUAUAACUGAACCUAGUUGUUCCGUGUGUCAUACAUAUACUCAAAGUCAAAUAGUCAAUAUCAGGUAAGUGACUUGGGCCACUAAUGCCCUUUUGUUUACUAAAUAUAGACCAUAAAUAAAAUUUUAAUGAAUUAUAGCACUUUCAUAGUGCAGGUAUUCACUUAUAACCUGAAUUAACUUCAAAAGAGAUUUUUUAAAGAAAUGUAGGUAAUGGGGGAGAUUAGGUAGUUAGGGAAUAUAUGGUAGUAACAGAACUAAAUAAUUAGGAAACAGAGACUGAAACAUAAUUAGAAAACAUAAUAAAACUGCAUUAGCAAAAUGAUACACUUGAAGUUAUAUUUAACAUUUUCAGUGACGAUCAUCAGUGGAGUGUUGAUGUUUGUAUUGUUCAUUUCGGAACUGAACUACUACCUGACGAAGGAGGUCCAACCGGAACUGUUUGUAGAUAUUUCUCGAGGGAAUAUCAAGAUGAAGAUCAAUCUGAAUGUGACAUUCCAUAAUAUGCCAUGUGCUUUUCUGAGUAUAGAUGCAAUGGACGUGUCAGGGGAGAAUCAAAUUGACGUUGAUCAUAAUUUAUUCAAACAACGACUGAAGCUCAGUGGAGAGCGUGUGGAAGACGAACCUGAAAAACAAGAUUUAGGAGACAAAUCAGAGGAGAUAGUUGAGGCAGUGAAGCAAAAACUAGACCCAGACAGAUGUGAAAGUUGUUAUGGUGCUGAAACAGAGGAUAAAAAAUGUUGUAAUACAUGUGAAGAAGUAAGAGACCAGUACAGGAAGAAAGGUUGGGCGUUUAAGGAGAGUGAUGCUAUAGAACAAUGUAAACGGGAAGGCUGGUCAGAUAAAAUCAAGGCUCAGCAAAAUGAAGGGUGUAAUGUGUAUGGUUAUAUUGAAGUUAACAAGGUUGGAGGAAAUUUCCAUAUGGCUCCUGGAAAAAGUUUUCAACAGCAUCAUGUUCAUGUUCAUGACCUACAAGCAUUGGGAGGAGCCAAGUACAACACCACACAUACCAUACACCAUCUGUCAUUUGGAGAAGAAUAUCCUGGUAAAGUCAAUCCACUAGAUGGUCUUGUUCAGGUUGACGAUACAACUCAGAUGAUGUUCCAAUACUUUAUCAAGAUUGUACCAACAACAUAUACCAGUGUUGAUGGCAUGACUGUUGCUACAAAUCAGUUUUCUGCUACAAAACAUUCCAAGGUGAUCGGUAUACUUGGUGACUCAGGUUUGCCAGGAAUGUUUGUUACAUAUGAACUAUCACCAAUGAUGGUUAAAUAUACAGAGAAAAGAAGAUCUUUCAUGCAUUUUCUCACAGGGGUGUGUGCAAUUAUAGGGGGAAUAUUUACAGUUGCUGGGCUAAUAGAUUCCAUGAUAUACCAUUCAGCGCGAGCAUUACAGAAGAAAAUAGAAUUAGGAAAAGCAACCUGAUAGGACAUUACAAGAUUAUAGCCAUAUUGAACUGUUAUUUAUCUAGGUCAUGUUACAAAAUCAAUUUAAAAUGGAGUUUCCUUGCCUUAAUACAUGCAGGGCCUACUGUUGAUUGGGUAAAUUUUGCUUACUUUUAUUUAGCAAUUUGAUAGACAACAUCUGAGUUGUUCAGAAUUAUGGAUUCACAGUUGUUAUUUGUAUGGAGUGGGGAGAGAGGGGGGUUAUAUUUGUGUGUCACUCUGUUCUCAAGUAUUAGUGGAAAUAAAACAUAGCAAAAAAUACCCAGUCCACAGGAAUAAGGUACUGUGAAAUUUAGUCAGUUAUGAAGAAUACAGCGUGAAUGUUUUGUUAUAUAUAUGACAGGAUAGUAUUUGACGAUUGUACACAAAGUAAACACCUAUGGUGUGCCUUCAGUGGUUAUUAGCAUGACUAGAUCUAUAUUUUCACGAUGGUAAUAUCCAGGAUGGAAUGCUAGUAACCACAUAAGGUGCGUCAUUGCUGUUUUUUUUUAUACACAAAUGCAAUAACAAGUACUCAAAAAUUUAAGUUGUUUAAUCAUAUGAAAUGUUGAUGUUUCACAAACAAUAGAUUAAAGUUUACUGCUGUACUGCCAAAGUAGUGAUAGAAAGUAACAGGUCAGGUUUUUGAAUAUCUAACCAUUCACCAAAAUCAUUGUUGGAGUGAAAGUCUGAAACCAUUGUAGCUAUACAUUGUUAAGAGGCUGAGUUCUCAAUAAAUGUUCAGUAAAUCUCUAUUUAAACCAUUAAACGACUACUUUAAAUAUAUUAUUAUAGGAUGUAUUAAUAAAGUGUCUUGCUAUACAAUGUAUGUAAAUGUUGAUGGUUUUGAAAAAUAUUAUGUUUUAUUAUGAUGAGUAAAUGUUAAAAUUUUAUUAAAAUUGUAAUGUUAAAAUGUUUGUAUACCACAAACAUGAAAUACAUAAUUAAGAAUUAUAGUAUGUUUGUGUCUGUUAAAACAAUCUUUUGGUAGAAUGAUGUCACAUUAACAUGCGUUGACGUCAAAGUUUUUGUUGCGGCCAAGAAAGAGCGCUUCUGUAUUUUAUCUACUGUUUUAGAUUAAGGGCAUAUUAGAAUUGAAAUAAUUUAUAGCACAACUGUGUUUAAGGUAUUAGGCCCAUAAUAGAGUACCUCCUUUUUGAAGAGUAUUCAGUUCCUACUAUAAACCUACUUUGACAGCAAUUUUCAGGGGGGCGUAGGUUCAAGCCCUACUGGGACCCAAAUUUUUUUUUCUUAUUUUCCUUUUUUUCUAGUAAGUUUUUACUUCUUUCAAGACUUGUUAUUGAUUUAUUGUACAAAAGAGGAAAAAAAUAAUUUGAUAUGCGAUUUCUUGCUGUUCAAAGUGAAUUUACCUCUAAAACAGAAGGGGUAGAGUUAGAUAUCUUUAAAAAUACUGAGUUACAUGCGGUAAAAGUUCUCUAUUUUGCUUUCAUUCUUUAGAUUACAUAUUGUGGAAGAAAUGUAGGUAGGUUUUACUUCUGCCCCAAGGUUAUUUUUGAAUGAAGUGAGCAAAAUUCAAAACAGACCCGCAGGAUUCGAUCAUAAUUUUUCAAUAUUGGAGUUUGAAUUCUGUCUGAUUAAAUCCGUUUACUCGAGGCACCCUAGAAAAAAUGAUAUUGACAGUUUUUAGCUCACCUGUAACAAAGUGACAAGGUGAGCUAUUGUGAUCGCGCGGCGUCCGUCGUCCGUCCGUCCGUGCGUGCGUGCGUCCGUAAACUUUUGCUUGUGACCACUCUAGAGGUCACAUUUUUCAUGGGAUCUUUAUGAAAGUUGGUCAGAAUGUUCACCUUGAUGAUAUCUAGGUCAAGUUCGAAACUGGGUCACGUGCCAUCAAAAACUAGGUCAGUAGGUCUAAAAAUAGAAAAACCUUUUGACCUCUCUAGAAGCCAUAUAUUUCACAAGAUCUUCAUGAAAAUUGGUCAGAAUGUUCAGCUUGAUGAUAUCUAGGUCAGGUUCGAAACUGGGUCACGUGGGGUCAAAAACUAGGUCAGUAGGUCUAAAAAUAGAAAAACCUUGUGACCUCUCUAGAGGCCAUAUUUAUCAUGAGAUCUUCAUGAAUAUUGGUCAGAAUGUUCACCUUGAUGAUAUCUAGGUCAAGUUCGAAACUGGGUCACGUGGGGUCAAAAACUAGGUUAUUAGGUCUAAAAAUAGAAAAAGCUUGUGACCUCUCUAGAGGCCAUAUUUCUCAAUGGAUCUUCAUGAAAAUUGGUCAGAAUGUUCAGCUUGAUGAUAUCUAGGUCAAGUUCGAAACUGGGUCACGUGCCAUCAAAAACUAGGUCAGUAGAUCUAAAAAUAGAAAAACCUUGUGACCUCUCUAGAGGCCAUAUUUUUCAUGAGAUCCUCAUGAAUAUUGGUCAGAAUGUUCACCUUGAUGAUAUCUAGGUCAAAUUCGAUACUGGGUCAUGUGGGAUCAAAAACUAGGUCAGUAGGUCUAAAAAUAGAAAAACCUUGUGACCUCUCUAGAGGCCAUAUUUCUCAAUGGAUCUUCAUGAAAAUUGGUUAGAAUGUUCACCUUGAUGAUAUCUAGGUCAAGUUCGAAACUGGGUCACGUGCGGUCAAAAACUAGGUCAGUAGGUCUAAAAAUAGAAAAACCUUGUGACCUCUCUAGAGGCCAUAUUUUUCAAUGGAUCUUCAUGAAAAUUGGUCAGAAUGUUUACCUUGAUGAUAUCUAGAUCAAAUUCGAAACUGGGUCACGUGGGGUUAAAAACUAGGUCAGUAGAUCUAAAAAUAGAAAAACCUUGUGACCUCUCUAGAGGCCAUAUUUUUCAUGAGAUCUUCAUGAAUAUUGGUCAGAAUGUUCACCUUGAUGAUAUCUAGGUCAAAUUCGAUACUGGGUCAUGUGGGAUCAAAAACUAGGUCAGUAGGUCUAAAAAUAGAAAAACCUUGUGACCUCUCUAGAGGCCAUAUUUCUCAAUGGAUCUUCAUGAAAAUUGGUUAGAAUGUUCACCUUGAUGAUAUCUAGGUCAAGUUCGAAACUGGGUCAUGUGCGGUCAAAAACUAGGUCAGUAGGUCAAAAAAUAGAAAAAACUUGUGACCUCUCUAGAGGCCAUAUUUUUCAAUGGAUCUUCAUGAAAAUUGGUCAGAAUGUUUACCUUGAUGAUAUCUAGAUCAAAUUCGAAACUGGGUCACGUGGGGUUAAAAACUAGGUCAGUAGAUCUAAAAAUAGAAAAACCUUGUGACCUCUCUAGAGGCCAUAUUUUUCAUGAGAUCUUCAUGAAUAUUGGUCAGAAUGUUCACCUUGAUGAUAUCUAGGUCAGGUUCGAAACUGGGUCACGUGGGGUCAAAAACUAGGUCAGUAGGUCUAAAAAUAGAAAAACCUUGUGACCUCUCUAGAGGCCAUAUUUCUCAAUGGAUCUUCAUGAAAAUUGGUGAGAAUGUUCAGCUUGAUGAUAUCUAGGUCAGGUUCGUAACUGGGUCAUGUGCGGUCAAAAACUAGGUCAGUAGGUCGAAAAAUAGAAAAACGUUGUGACCUCUCUAGAGGCCAUAUUUUUCACGAGAUCUUCAUGAAAAUUGGUGAGAAUGUUCACCUUGAUGAUAUCUAGGUCAAAUUUAAAAGUGGGUCACGUGCCUUCAAAAACUAGGUCAUUAGGUCAAAUAAUAGAAAAACCUUGUGACCUCUCUAGAGGCCAUAUUUAUCAAUGGAUCUUCAUGAAAAUUGGUCAGAAUUUUUUAUCUUGAUGAUAUCUAGGUCACAUGUGCUCAAAAACUAGGUCACUAUGUCAAAUAAUAGAAAUAACGACGUCAUACUCAGUUCAACACUGGGUCAUGUGGGGAUAGGUGAGCGAUUCAGGACCAUCAUGGUCCUCUUGUUAUUUUAAGUGUUAUGAUUGUUUACCAAUAGUUUGAUGUUUCUUUCAUAAAAAAUAAUGGAAUAAUGAAUUCUCUGAAAACGUUUUAGAUAAAGGCCACCACUUUGAAAUUUGUCUCAUCUUGAGCUUUAGGAAAUACCAUAAAUUACACAAAAUUUAUAAAAAACGGCACGGUAAAAGUUUUUAAAAAUUUGCAUAUAAGUGCGAAGCACGGUCAACUGUAAGAAUAUACCAAGCAAAUGCCAUUUUUUAGCUCGACUAUUCAUAGAAUAGUGAGCUAUUGCACUCGCCCAUGCGUCGGCGUCAGCGUGGGCGUCUGCGUCCCGAUUUUGGUUAAGGUUUUGUAUGUAAGCUGGUAUCUCAGUAACCACUUGUGGGAAUGGAUUGAAACUUCACACACUUAUUCACUGUGACAAACUGACUUACAUUGCACAGGUUCCAUAACUCUAUUUUGCUUUUUUACAAAAUUAUGCCCCUUUUUCGACUUAGAAAUUUUUGGUUAAGGUUUUGUAUGUAAGCUGGUAACUCAGUAACCACUUGUGGGAAUGGAUUGAAACUUCACACACUUAUUCACUGUGAUGAACUGAUCUACAUUGCACAGGUUCCAUAACUCUAUUUUGCUUUUUUACAAAAUUAUGCCCCUUUUUCGACUUAGAAAUUUUUGGUUAAGGUUUUGUAUGUAAGCUGGUAUCUCAGUAACCACUUGUGGGAAUGGAUUGAAACUUCACACACUUAUUCACUGUGACAAACUGACUUACAUUGCACAGGUUCCAUAACUCUAUUUUGCUUUUUUACAAAAUUAUGCCCCUUUUUCGACUUAGAAAUUUUUGGUUAAGGUUUUGUAUGUAAGCUGGUAACUCAGUAACCACUUGUGGGAAUGGAUUGAAACUUCACACACUUAUUCACUGUGAUGAACUGAUCUACAUUGCACAGGUUCCAUAACUCUAUUUUGCUUUUUUACAAAAUUAUGCCCCUUUUUCGACUUAGAAAUUUUUGGUUAAGGUUUUGUAUGUAAGCUGGUAACUCAGUAACCACUUGUGGGAAUGGAUUGAAACUUCACACACUUAUUCACUGUGAUGAACUGAUCUACAUUGCACAGGUUCCAUAACUCUAUUUUGCUUUUUUACAAAAUUAUGCCCCUUUUUCGACUUAGAAAUUUUUGGUUAAGGUUUUGUAUGUAAGCUGGUAUCUCAGUACUUACUAACGGGAAUGGAUUGAAACUUCACAUACUUGUUCACUAUCAUGAUCUGAUAUGCACUAAGCAAGUCCCAUAACUCUACUCUCUUUUUUUUCAAAAUUAUGCCCCUUUUUCGACUUAGCAGUUUUUGGUUAAAUUUUUGUAUGUAAUCUGAUAUCUCAGUAUCCACUAAUUGGAAUGGAUUGAAACUUCACACACUUGUUCACUGUCAUGAUCUAACAUGCACUGUGAAGGUCCCAUAACUCUACUUGGCAUUUUUACAAAAUUAUGCCCCUUUGACUUAGCAGUUUUUUGUUAAGUUUUUGUAUGUAAGCUGGUAUCUCAGUAUCCACAAAUUGGAAAGGAUUGAAACUUCACACACUUGUUCACUGUCAUGAUAUGACAUGCAGUACAGAGGUUCAAUACCUCUACUUUGCAUUUUACAAAGUUAUGCCCCUUUUUCAACUUUUGUAUUCAUUCAAUUGACAAGGCUGUUGAAUAGUCGAGCGUUGCUGUCCUCCGACAGCUCUUGUUAAACAUUGCUAUUAGGGGCCUAAUACCUUAAACACUAUUUAUACGCUAGGGUGGUAAUACAUCGUACAAAUAAUUUCACUUGGGCUGCACCCUUGUGAAAUUAUCACACCAAACCGCCCAUCAUGCAUUAAUAGUGUUAAAGCACUCUUUUGCUCUAAAUUAUUUCUUAAAUAAUGUAUAGAAAAAACGUAUUUAACUUUAUUUGUAUACAAGAAAAGAGGGAUAAUUUCACGAGAUUCUGAGUGUAUUAAUUGAAGUAAAACAGGAGUUUGCUAUACUUAUUUUGAUUCUAAUAGUAAUAUGCUUUUAUCUAAAACAGAAGAUGAAAUAUAGUAGUGCUCUUCCUUGGUCGCAACAUAGUCAUUGUCUGUAAACUUGACGUCAUUUUUGUGUAAGUGGCUUUAACAGAUACUAGUAGAAUAUAUUAAAUUUUUGUUAAGAAGCUAUCCAUUGUAUAUGAUACAUGCACUUGCUUGAAAUAUGUUGAAGUAUAUUACUUGAAAUUUGUAAAUAUUGACUGAACUGAGACACUGUGAUAUUUUAGCAUUUUCUAACCAGACAUGGUAAUACCCCCGAGUUGAGUGUAGGAAAAAAAAUGUUUUUUUCAUUUAGUUUAGUUCCUUUACGGUAGUAGGUAAUGUUUUACUUGAAUAGUUUAUGAGAUUUUCAUAUUUUUACAUACGAAACAUCGGGGCAACUCUAAAGUGUCACCAGAAUGUUAAUCAAAUCAAAAGUCAAUGCUGUAUGUUACAGAUAUUUUGUUGUACGUAACUCAGACUUUUACAUUGAUAAAAGGGACCACGGAGCAACUCAUUUAUUUACAUAAUUUUUUUUCUCUUUAUUGUAAUUACAGUUUUAUAAUUAUUAUUUCUUAUACCAUUUAUCACUUAUCCCCCCGAGUAUGUAGGUAAAUGAAAAAUAUGAAUGUAUUUAGUUUACCAGCCAUCAUCAAUAAACUUCAAACUGUAUUUUUAAUCUAUGCAAACUGUGUAGUUACUGUAUGUACAUGUACUUUUUUGUAUUUAAGAGUUAUUGUUUAAGGUGGGAGUUUUAAGUUCUGUUUUAACCUCUUUUCUAACAUGGCUUGAUAAACACAGGAAGUAAAGCAUUGUAUAUUAUGCAGUAAACAAUGGUUGACAUGCGGACCAAAGAGAGAAUAAUAAUAUGUUGUCAAAUUGCCACACAAUGUACAGUUCAUUACUGUAUUAUUCAGAGGCUUUUAUAUUUAGCAACCCUGGUUGACGUCCUAGUAAAUUAGCUGAUAAACCACACAAAAGCCUUUGUUAUUUAAUGAUUAACACAUUCAAAUAUCAUGUAAUAUUUUAUUGUCUGGUGAGAUUUGUUUAACAACCAAAGGAAGCCGAGAUGUUUCUUUAAAGCCAGUAAGUGUCACAUGUGGAGGUCAAAGUAUACAAGAAUGAAAACUUUUUCUGAACCAUAUCUUCUUCAUGCAUGGAGGGUUUUUGAUGUUACUUGGCACAAUUGUACACCAUCAUGAGACGGAGUGUCAUGCGCAGGCCCAUCCUUUAGAAUUACUUCCCUUUGUUGUUACUAUAAAUAACUUAUAUUGCAACUUUUUCAUAACUAGUCGUAGGGAAAAAUCAAGACCACUUUUCUGUAGUACAACAUGCAUAUUACAUCCAAUGUUGAGGUGUAUUUUGACCUAUCUUUACCCAGUAAGGAUUUUUAUGUGGACUUGCAAAAAUUUUUUGCAAUAUUUUUUUUUUUUUUUAGCUUCCCUUAGUUGUUUCUAAAAAUAACCUAUAUUGUAACUUUUAAAUAAUUGACCAUAGGAAAAAACCAAGACCACUUUUCUGUGGUACAACAUAGAUGUUACUUUCAAAUCUUAGGUGUAUUUUAAGGUAUCUCUACUUGGUAAGGAGUUUUUUGUGGUCUUAGAAAAACAAAAGAAUGACAGUAAUUACUAAACAAUCACAAAAUUUAGAUUCCAUUUGCAAAUACAGGUGCUAUUUGCUGCAACGGGCGUAUAUUCUGACAGUCUUGCACUCUUGUUUCCAAUGUUGAUAUUCAUUUCUUGUGAACAACCUUUGUAUCCAAAAAGGUGCAAUCUGGUUAUUAUAAGAAACUAACUCAAAGGUAUAACAAAGCCAUAGUCUUGUAAAGCCACGUUAGAAGUCGAAGAAGUUAGCAUAUUUCAUUGGGUAUUCAGGAGUUAGUUGUGGCAUACAUUUUGCUAACCAAAUGCACAAAUUUUAAUAUUUUUGACUGAUGUUAAGCAUUAUGAUUUGAGAAAUCCAGAAAGCAACAUUAUUUGUGUCAUUUUGUAAAUGAGUAUUAUUCUCAUAUGUAUAUUCUUUUUUUUUCUAUUUAAAAACUUUUUCAUUGGUGACAGCUUGCAGUGUACAUACACAAAAACUCUGGGUCCAUGUUCUUCAGCAUUUCAAGCAAGAAAAUUAAAGACUUAGGAAUUGCUACUUUAUAUUUUUUAGAUGAAAUUUGGCUGAACUGUAGGAAGCUGCAGAAUUGACAUUGAUGCAGUUUCAUUGCAGUAUUUACUAACUAAGUCAGCAGUGAGAGAAUAUAAUAUAAAUUGAGCAUUUUCAAGUCUUUAAGUUUCAGAAAUAUUGGCCCACUAGACUCAGUGAAAUACAUUCUCAAUUUUUUUUAAAAUUCAAUUGAUGGCCAAGUUUGCAUCCAUACGUUAAUAUAAGGUACAGAAUCAUGCAUUUUUCUGAAACUUUACUUUUCAUGUCGGUUUUAUUUAGCAGUUUAAAAGCAGGGGUACAACAAACUUCCUUCUAUACCGUUAUUAGUGGAGGCCUGAAGUGCCCAACAUUACAGAUUGACAAACUAUCCAUUGAGGCCAUUAUUGAAACCACAAUUUGUACAAAGAAAUAUGAAUGGGUGUUUUGUUAUAUUGUAUCGUUAACAUGAAAUGAAUUGUGGGCCUCAGAAGUUUUUAUUGUCUACAAACCUUAAAGUUUUCUUUUACGUCCAGACAUCAGGAAAUCUUGUAGAAUUACUACACUAGCUUUAUAGCUUUAAGUCAGUUUUGCCAGAAAAAAUAGAACAGUCACACAUUAACCUUGUCAAAACUAUAAACCUGGAACUGCUGCAUUUACUUCUUUUUUAAAGUUUUUUUUUCUUCUGAAAUUUGAUUGCUUCAAUAUUGUUGUAAACAGUCAUGUGUUUGCUUUAAAACAUUUUUUGUUAAGAAAAUAAAUAUAGGAAUAUAUAAAGCAGG